AAAGAGUGGGCGGGGCUUCGGUCUGGAAGUGGUGAACUCUCCUCCUCGGUCCCUCCUGACUCCUCUCCUUCCGGCCUUCCCGCGCUGCUCCUCCGGAGGAUCCAUAGAGGAUGUAAACCCUCAUUCUGCAGAACCUCCAGCUGGACCAGAACCUUCUCCUUCCAGCUUUGUGAACGACUCAUCCAUCAAGUCACAGAGGCGCCAUGGCGCAGAGCUGGUGCGCGCGCCAGCGUCCGCGCGGCGGGCUGUUCCACGCCCUCUUGGCGCUCGCGCUCUGCGCUCAGGUGGCGCGCGGCUUCUCCGUGGCGGGACAGCAGGAGAGCACGUGCGAGGCCAACGGCAGCACCUACUACCUGGGGGAGUGGUACUUCCUGGACUCGGACCACUGCACGCAGUGCGAGUGCACCGCCGAGGGGUCCGCCUGCGCGCGCACGGAGUGCACCUCUCUGCCGGCCGCGUGCAUCCACGUGAGCCACUACCCGUCCGACUGCUGCCCCAGGUGUGAGAAGAUCGGCUGCGAGUACAGGGGGGUGGUGUACGAGCUGGGCCAGAACUUCCAGCCGUCAGAGUGCGAGCAGUGCACGUGUGACAGCGACGGCAUCGCCCGCUGCCUGGUUGCCGAUUGCGCCCCCCCACCGUGUGUGGAUCCGGUCUACCAUCCGGGGAAGUGCUGCCCCGAGUGCAAAGAAGGUCCCAACUGCUACGUGGACGUGUCCCGCAGUCAGGUGAUCCCUGCAGGAGAUCCGGUCUGGGUGGAUUCCUGCACCAAGUGCCGCUGUCACGACGGCCAGGAUGCCGGCUACUGGGAGGGAAACCGGCUGGCCUCCUGCUCCCGCCUCAAAGGCUGCACGCCGCAGCAAGCGUCCAAUCAGCCAAACUGAUUCAGUCCAGACAGACGAGGCCUGAAAUCAGCUGCAUGCUUUAUUUUUAUUCAAAACGUGAAAUGUAAAGACAGGCUGCAGCUGGCUGGAACCGGCAGCAGCUGCAGAUGCAGAAAAGUCCCUAAAAAUAAUGAAUAAAAUCAAAGAUUUAGUUAGAAGCAGAAAAAUAUUUAAACGUUUGAUGCCUGAAUUCACAAAUUAGAGUCAGUUUACAAAUACAUGUAUUUUUAAAAUACGACUUUAAAUCUUGUAAAUAUAUGAGAUUAAAAGUUGUAAAUUUAUGACUUUUAAUCUUGUAAAUUUACAAGUUUUUUUCUCGCAAAUUUACAAAAUUUGAAUCAGUAAAUUCACCAGAUUAAAUGUAAUCUUGUCAAUUUACACGUUUUUUCUUAUAAAUAUACAAGAUUAAAAGUUGUAAAUCUAAGAGACCU
Messenger RNA from Oryzias melastigma (Indian medaka), 1312 nucleotides. RefSeq lists its product as uncharacterized. The record is from RefSeq and is a predicted model, not a curated record. Gene Ontology annotation, biological process: negative regulation of BMP signaling pathway. The transcript is spliced from 3 exons. NCBI's taxonomy places the organism in Eukaryota, Metazoa, Chordata, Actinopteri, Beloniformes, Adrianichthyidae. The coding region runs from base 204 to 881 and encodes 225 amino acids. Gene Ontology annotation, molecular function: protein binding. Gene Ontology annotation, cellular component: AMPA glutamate receptor complex.